UUUGAGAUCAUAACAUCAAAAAGAAAAACCAGAAAAACAAAUUGAAAAUCACAGCGCAUAAUUAAUAUUAUUAAGUUUUGUGUUACUAGCAUUCAGAUGAUUUUGUUAUAACGUCCCCAGCUGAUUGGUAGGAUGAUACGUAGAGCGAUAGUUCUGUUAUGUUUGACCAAAUGACUAUUCCUACCACGAUUUGUCUGAACCACGAGAAACUAGUUCACGUUUAAAUUGGAAGUGAAUCGCGUAGAUGGUGGAUCGGUACGGAAUACCUCAGCUACAAUACAAGCCACCAUGAUUAACCGAAGGAAGAGGACAGACAGUCUGGACAGCCAGUAUUCACAAAAGUUUCUGAUAUUUUACCUGAUUUGGUACUGCCGUCAGCGUUUCAGCCAGUUCAAGGUCGGACGUGAAAUCAUAAAGUCGAAACGGUUUAACGAUGUUUUCUUGGAACUUUGCCAUCAUCAGAAACGCUGGAUCUAUUUGUUCGACGUCAAAUCUCGUCGAUAUAAGAAUACAACUAUAUCGUAUGAUAGUUUACUGAGUGGAUCACCACUGUCAUCAUCGGCAGAUGAUUUUAAUCUACUGAAUUAUUUUAAGGAGUACUUGAGGUUAAGAAAAUGCUGGAAUGAAUCAACGAGCGAACUGAUUGUGUGGACCCACACAGAAUUCAAUAGGAAUGAUUUUAGGAAUCGAGAGAUUUUAGAACCAUACGAAAGGAAGGGUGAUCAACCGGACUUUUUCGAUGGUGUUGACAUAGGUGUACGGCGGUACAGAUUCAGAAACUAUGAAAGUUUGGGAAAGGAACUGCUCCGACUUGUUCAUCCACUGUAUGAACUGGCUGAAAGAGUUUCCCGAUUGUUGUUUCAGAAAGUCUUGAUUGGUCCGGAUACAAUUCCGCAAAAGUUCUACGAUGUAUUGUUGAGGGAUGUUUUUGAAGAUAAUUGCUUUCGGAAAGAUUUUCUGGAAGGAAAGCCGGAGCUACCGAUAGAGGCUAAAGAAUUUCGCGAGUAUUUGGAACACGUGAUGGUGCAAACGUUUCGCUACCUAAAUGUUUCUGACUUCCUAUUGAGCAGGAUUGACGAAGUGCAGUUUUCUGCUUACAUUAAGCUACUUUUAGUACCUCAAGUAAAAGUCGCAACACGAUGCGUCUCCUGGGCAGCAGAUAGCCGAGCAACUGCGUGCGAUGUCGACCGAUUUUUCUCGUUACUUGUGUUUUAUACCCGCACCCCAACAGUGUCCGCUUUCAGAAAAAUUCUGCGAUCGAAGCUGGACACUGCGAUCCAGAAUGAACUUUCGCAGUUCACUACAAAAGGUAGUCAACUUACCGAUUUAACUGUGAACCAAAUAUUUCAGUGGAUUGAGCUGAAGGACCGUUACUCGUACAAGCUUAAUGAUAACAUCGUGUUCAAGGCAGGGGCGAUGGAGGGUCUGGAAUCAGUAUUGAAUCAGUUUUAUUAUCAGUCGAACGUUGAAACAUUGGGCAUUCGGGCGUGUACCGAUGUACUUGUUACUGUAGAAAGAAUUAUACGUGUGAUACGAAAAAUGGAAUGCAGCAACUACCUUCUGUUAGUCGCACAAACAUUCGAAGCUCUCUUCAAUGACUUGUUGAAUAUUAUGCUAAGUCUAGGUUUAAUGAUGAGCAAACCAUUUUUAAUAUUGGUCGACAAGGACUCGACUAUAAAUGGUGCUUACCUCCAAAGAAUGCGAGAAAUGGGUUGCUCAAUAAUUUUAGUGGCGACAGAAAAUAUUACGGAUUCGACAACCGUUUAUUCAGAUUACGUUCAAUUUGAGAACCUAACAGAUACAGCCAAAGAUCGUUUACUGUCGAGCACGGUUGUAAUACAAGAGCAGGUGGUGCAAUUAGAUACCAUACUGAAUGACAGCUGUUUUUCUGAAAUAACAGCCCAAGAAUUUCUCGAGUGGAAUUCAAACGAUUGCAGGUCGAUCGGCUUGAAACAGUUUUCAGACCUACCAAACAAUUAUAUUAAUAGGACUAUUUAUAGUGAUGCGGAUGAUUUUAUAAACCCUUCUGCAAUUGACUUUGGUCGAAUCUCAAUCUUAAGUGGUGCUGCUGGGAUCGGGAAAAGUGUAGCUUUUUUAAACCUUGCUACCCGUUUUCAGGAAACGUACGGCGAUCAUAUAAUAGUCAUGCAGGACUCUAAAACAGUAGUUCAUUUCUUUCCUACCAACAAAGAUUCCCUGGACACUGUGAUCAGGCUGAUCGAUGCAAAACAACUGAAUCAUUUUCAGAAAUUCAGUGUAAAGAAAAUGAUGGAUCAAAAUCGAAUUAUCGUCCUUCUGGACGGGUUCGACGAGAUCAGCCAUCAAAAAGAGAGAAAUGCAGAAGCAAUGUUGAAGUGGAUCGAAAAUGCUCCUUUUCGUAUGGUAGUCGUUGCAUCGCGACCACAUCGUGUAACAUUUUUAAAGAACUGCUUACCUGACGCUGUGGUUUACCAUUUAAUGCCGUUCACAGAGCAAGAUCAGUUACGAUUUCUUCAGCAACGAUGGAAAAGUAAACUUCCCAAUAACGAAGAGGCAGUACGAGUGAUCCGUAAGUAUCGGAAACUAUUCGAGGACAUCGAUGGGGAAAACCCUUUGGAAAUUCCUCUACAAACCAUAAUCAUUGCUUCCAUAUAUGAGGAUGGUGUGCUUUCACACGAUCAUCAGAACAUUGCCGACGUUUUCCAAGCAUUCGUCGACAAAAAAUUUGACAUGUACGCCAACAAGUUUUUCAACUUAUCUUGCAAAGCACACGAAGUAGCUCUGAAGACUUCUCGAGCAAUUUUCGAAACGGCUCACGCAGAAUUGGCCUUCCGAUUAGAGCUAUGCCAAAUUGUAGACUACAACAAAUGUAUCGAAGUCGAUCAGUACGGUCUCUUGCGUAUUGACAACAAAACAAUAACGUUUAUCCAUCCAUCUUUUCAAAAGUAUUUCGUGGCUCAAUACAUUCUAACUCAUUUCGUUGAACAGGAUUGUUUUAACCAACUCAUGAGCACGCACUUCUGUAAGCCAACGGGUAACCUUUUCAACAAAUUUUUGAACCAUCAUAUCGGAAAAAUCAAUGCUAACCAAAAUCUUCUGGGAGCUUCGCUGAAUUUUGCAAACACUGACUUCAGUCAACUAAAUGCCCGAAGACGAUUCAAACUGCAUCGAGAUAAAGUCAAACAGUUUUACGUCUUUUUCAAAUCGGUUUGCUGUGCUGAACAGUUGAACAAAUGCCUCCGCGUAACCAUCGACAAAGAUGAGCUAAACACCUUUGAAGUAAUCUAUGAUAGCUUAACAUGUUGCUCGGAACAGACAGUGCGAUUCACAUUCAAUCCAAUCGACGAGACUUCGCAAUCGUCAUUAUCGAUAGACUUGUCGGCAGUUAGCGAAGACCACGUAGUUCAGCUGUUGGACAUUCUGUGUAAGAAACACGAAUCGGAUUUCGUGGAAAAAGUGAUCGGAAAUUUCACUACAGAUGAAGAUGAUUUCAUCAGCACAGCCAUCGAGAAAAACUAUGUUAAAGUGAUAAAUAAACUGUUCAGUAUCGAACAGAAUCUCACGAAUGAAGAUGAAACUGAUCGUAUUCAGGAUUACGUAGAAAAACGGUGGCCCCGGUACCUACGGUUAGUAAUUGUGCACAGAAGAGAUCUGUUGUUGGAAACAACAUUUCGUUGCGUUGAAAAGCGUUGGCACCCAAGAGUUACGAAGUAUUUUCUGAUGAGACAGAAUGUACUAGCAAUGCUGAUCGGGUUGUGCGAGAAAGCUGAGGAGUCGUCAAUUGAAACGAUUCAAAGGAUAAGUGAUUUUCUUCGUGAACAUCUGAGUGCCAACGAUUUAACUGUUUUGGCUGAAAGAAUAUUUGAUUCCUCAAACAGCUGGAAGAGGCUUGAUAAAAUUGAGAACAGGGAUAUCAGAGGUGUGAUACAAAAACUUCUAAAGUGCAGGGACGUGUGAAUUGUAGUAGAUUAUAUAAACCGAUUAGAUCAGUAUUAUAGUACCAGAAAUACAGUAAGAAUCGAUGACUGAUUUACUGACAUUUCGUGUGCGAUUUUAACCUUGUUUGAAGAAUAAAAUGUUUAACUUUGUUUUAGUAAUACUAA
Messenger RNA from Topomyia yanbarensis, 4082 nucleotides. RefSeq lists its product as uncharacterized. The transcript is spliced from 2 exons. The coding region runs from base 289 to 3936 and encodes 1215 amino acids. The record is from RefSeq and is a predicted model, not a curated record. Lineage: Eukaryota; Metazoa; Arthropoda; Insecta; Diptera; Culicidae.